Messenger RNA from Theileria equi strain WA, 984 nucleotides. RefSeq names its product signal peptide containing protein. NCBI's taxonomy places the organism in Eukaryota, Apicomplexa, Aconoidasida, Piroplasmida, Theileriidae. The record is from RefSeq and is a predicted model, not a curated record. The transcript has a single exon. Bases 1 to 984 code for a protein of 327 amino acids.
AUGAAGAUUCCAGUUUUGUUCUCAUUCAUUCUCGUUUCUGUAUCAGGUAGUUUACUUUCAUUUGGGGGUUGUGGUUCUAAAAGCAAGACUAAUGAGGGCGAAGCGAGUGUAGCAGCUAAGAAUGAUAAAGCUGAAGGUAGAGCAAAUACGGAGGUUAAUAAUGAAGUGGUAGAGGCAGCCGCCUCUACUGUAAGUGGAGAUACUACAGACACAUCCGCAAUUGACAUUUCAAGACCUGAAACGUUCACUGCUUAUGGAACUGGUUUGGGAACAGAUGGUGUGGAAUUAAAAACUCUCCAUCCAGGAACUGGCAUCCGUGCAACUCGUGUUUUAGACAAUGGAGUAAAGGUCUGGGAAGGUUCUGGAAAAGAGAAAUGCCAAACAGUGGAGUUUUAUUCUAAAGGAGGCUCCAAGUUGUUAAGGCUUUUAAUUGUGGUAGAAAGUUCUUAUAACACUGGUCAUGUCUAUUAUGAGCAUGUUAAUGAGAAGUGGAAGAACAUCAAAAAGGGAGUUGACUUUGAUAAUAAACUUGAAGAGUUGAAAAAAUCAGAGAACAAUUUGUCCAUUACUCCUGGGCAGGAAUCUCUAGAGCAAGAAGAAUCUUUAGAAGUCAUUCCUACUGCUCCUGAUUUCAAAUCCAAACUUGACUCUACCCUGCUUAUUGUAAGAGAGUACACUGUUGAUGGUCUAUUCUAUUUGACCUGUACACCAAAUUCUAAUACCAAGGUUGAAAAACUAAAGUAUGAUGGAACGGAGAUAUGGUCUGGUAGUGCGACAAUUAAGAAGUCUUCAAACUUAGUGGAUGCUAUGAUAUACUUUGAUGAUAAUGCUCCAGCAUUAAUUGUAAUCCAUACCAUUAAAGGAGACGAAAGGUCUACGGUUUAUAGAUACCAUGAUGGUAAGCAGUGGAAGGAUACUAAAGAAGAUGAUCAUAAUAGUAGGCUGACCGCUCUAAAGAAGAAGUAUAACCUGAGGGUAUUUUAG